Amborella trichopoda is the source of this 2339-nucleotide messenger RNA. RefSeq names its product U-box domain-containing protein 45. NCBI's taxonomy places the organism in Eukaryota, Viridiplantae, Streptophyta, Magnoliopsida, Amborellales, Amborellaceae. The record is from RefSeq and is a predicted model, not a curated record. Gene Ontology annotation, molecular function: protein binding.
CCCGGCCCCGGCCCCGCCAACCUUCCAUUCGUUUCCCUUUCUCCAAGCUUUCUCUCUUCCUUCUUUCUCUCUCUCUUUCUCUCUACUACAUGCACUACUCUCUCUUGUAUAACCUAACUUUUUGAAAAAGUCCUGUCUGUUGUUUCUUCUGGUUUGGAACUCUCUCAUCUUUCUCUCUCUAACUUCUGUUUAUUUAAAUCGCUAAAUUCUUUCAUUCUGCAAACCCUCUCUCUACUUCUACUUCCUUAACAAUCCUCUUUCUCUCUCUAAAAUCUGAGUCCUCCCAUCUUCUUAAACUUGUGUUUUCUGAAAUCCUUGAAUCCUUCCACUUUGUACAGAUCUUGCAAUCCUUCUCUCUCUACACUAAUCCACUCUGUUCUCAUCCUUGUCUGCUUCUCCAACUAUGACACCUUCUUUUAACCUGCAUUUUCUUCAAUCUCUGGAACUUCAUCUUCUUCUUCUUCUACUUUCUCUCUUCACAAUGUAGGGCUAUCAACCUUCGCUUUUACAGAGUAAAAUGGCGAAGGUACAAAGAGGUGUUGGCGGAUCGGUCGUCCUCAACCGCCAUGGUUCUCGCCUUUGGCCUGCUCUCCGCAGCUCUUGCAUUGGUCUGAGGCUCAUUGACACAAUGCGAUGUGGCCGGACAUCGGUCGUCUCUUCACAAGAGCAGUUGCAGAGAUCGAAGAAAAAGAAAGAAAAGAAGGAAAUGAGCGAUUUAAAGAAGAGGAAUGAGGGAUCAGAGAGGUUAUCAGAGCUCUUGAAAUGGGAAGUAGAAUCGCUUGGUGAUGUUGAUGGAGAGGUGAAGAAGAAAAUGGAAGUUUUCAGUGCGUUUCAGAGAGUGGUUAAGGUUUUGCAGUUCGGAGAGGGGAAGGCCAAGAAGGAGGCCGCCAUUGAUGUGAGGAGAUUGGCCAAAGAGGAUGCAGAGGCUAGGGUUGCGCUCGCUAUGCUUGGAGCCAUUCCUCCUCUGGUUUCGAUGAUCGAUUGUGAAGAUGAGGAGUUUCACGUGGCUUCCCUCUAUGCUUUGUUGAAUCUCGCCAUUGGGAAUGAUGUCAACAAAGCAGCAAUUGUAAAGACUGGAGCAGUGCAUAAGAUGCUCGCCCUCUUAAAAACGCUGACGAGCCAAGCAGUUUCCGACGCAAUGGUGGCCAAUUUCCUUGGCCUCACCGCUCUCGACUCGAAUAAGGCCAUCAUUGGCUCCUCAGGUGCUGUACCCUUCCUGGUCUCCGUUCUCGUGAACCCGAACACAACCCUGCAAGCAGAGCAAGAUGCUCUCCGUGCCCUCUACAACCUCUCCAUCUGCGCUUCCAAUGCUGCCCCCCUCCUCGAGACCCCCCUCGUACCCACACUUCUAAGCCUAUUGGGGGACAUGGCCACGAGCGAGCGCUCAUUAGCAAUCCUCGCUAACCUCAGUUCCACACCGGAUGGUCGUCGUGCCAUCUCAAAAGGCCCAAACGCGUUCACGUUGCUUGUAGAUGCGUUAACUUGGGCUGAUUCUCCUAAUUGCCAAGAGAGUGCGUGCUACAUUAUCAUGAUGCUCGCGCACAAGAGCUGGGCCGACAGGCAAGCACUUGUGAGCGCUGGUGCAGUGUCAGCAUUGCUUGAGCUCACUCUGAUUGGGAGCGUUCUUGCGCAGAAACGUGCAUCUAGAAUUCUCGAGUUUUUGAGAGAGAAGGGGAAGCAAAUAGAGGCCGGGGGCUCGGCUGUGGCCCCAGUGUCUGCCCCGAUAUGUGGAGGUGGGGGAGAGGGAUGGGGAGGUGGGGAUAUGAGUGAGGAGAGAAUGGCGGUGAAGGAGAUGGUUCAGUUGAGUUUGCAGAGCAAUAUGAGGAGGAUUGUUAUGAGGGCGAAUUUGCCUCAGGAGUUUGCUCCCUCUGAGCACUUCAAGACUGUGACUGCGACUUCUUCGUCCAAGAGCUUGCCCUUCUGACGGGUUCAGGAUGGUGGGCUUUCUUUUGUCUUCUUUAUUGAACUUCAAUGGAGGUUGAAGAGGAAGGGUUCUCCUGGUUUGCAGAGAGAGAAAGAGAGAGGUGAGUGCUUUUGGGUCCUUUAUAAAAAUUUAAUGGAGGGUGAAGAGAGUGGAUAAGAGGUUGAAGUGAGUGGUUUUUUUUGUUUUAUUUAAUCGAGUAAAGAGAGAGUUAAAUUUAAUGGAGCAGAGAGAGAGAGAGUGCUGGGGGUGGGAUUGUUGCAGACAUGGAGUUGCUUUCACUGGUUUUGUGCGUUCGCUGCUUUUCUUUAAUUUUUUUUCUUCUAUGUACAGGAGAUAAGUAGUGAAAUAAUGGGUGGGAAGGGGAAUCACCGGUUUUUCUGCAAUAAUUUAUCUGCCGAUUUUUUGAGUUGUCAUA